AUGACGAGAAUAAUGAAGGCAUUGACUGCUGGGCAAACGUUGGUGCCCAUGAAGCACCGUUCAAGAUAUUUGGUAUUUUUUCUUGUAAACUUUGCAAUGGCGAUUGAUAAAGUUAACGUUACCGGUGCAAUUACUAGUUUCUACUCGCUUUCACAAAAAUUUAAUGCAUCAACUGCCACAGUAUCAUGGGUUUUGUCUGUUUACGCAUUAACCAUGGGCUCUUUCAUCGUGUUAUUUGGUAAGAUAGGUGAUAUUUUUGGCCAUCAUCAUACUUUUGUCGUUGGUACUUUCAUAAUGGCUAUCUUUUCCCUAUUAUCGGCAGCAGUUGACGAAUCAAUCUAUGCAGUAAUUGUUUUUAGAGCUUUUCAGGGAAUUGCGGGUGCCGCUUUGAUCCCUUCUGGGUUUGCUUUGGCUGCCAAUUAUUUUCAGGGUCAUGAAAGAAUCAUUGCACUUAAGAUUUUGUCCUCUUGUCUGACCGGAGCCCUUGGUCUUGGUGUGGUUAUUGGUGGUGCUUUUGAUGAAACCAAAAUCGGAUAUCAAGCGCUUUUCUAUUUUACUUUUGCAGUAUCAUUUCUUAGUGGGGUUUUGCUUUAUUUUGUUAUUAUUCCCGUUGAAAAGACUGAAGGCCAUAAAAACCUAAGUUUUAAACAUUUAGACUUUUUUGGGGUAUUCUUGAUGACUUCGGCAUUAUUAUUGAUCAUCGUGGGAUUAACACAAGCUGCCACAACUUGGAACUCACCUUCCGUUUAUGUCACUAUACCAGUUGGCUUGUUAUUUCUUACCGGAUUCUUUUUGUUUGAGACUGUUUAUAUAAAACAGUUCAAAAAAAAAUUCCAGGAUUCCCUUCCCCAUGAUGAAAAAACUAGUCAAGAGAAACAAGAUUGGAGGCUAAAUCUCCAGGUUUUAUUUCCUGCAGAGCUCUUGAAGAUUCCAAACUUCUACCAACUAUUUUUCGGGAUUUUCUUGGUUAAUGCUAGUUUUGUGUGCCUACAAACUAACUUGGUAGAAUAUUACGAGUAUAUUGAAUUUCAAUCGUCUCUUAUGGCUUCCAUAAAAAUUUUGCCACUUCCCGCAGGUACCUUGGCAGGCUCUCUUCUUUUCACCCCAAAAAUCAUUGAAAAGUUGACAUUAAGAGGCUCAUUGAUAAUGGUUGGAGUUAUUGGCGUUGUUUGUUCGCUAUGGAUUUCUCGAACGGACUAUACUGUUCAUAAUUAUUACUGGAAAUUCAAUUUCGCUAGCCAGUUUUUAAUGGGUUACGUUAUCAAUAUGUAUUUUAUGGUAUUCCUUGGGGGAUUGAUGCACAACACUCCUUUGCAUUUGCAGGGAGUUGUUUCUGGAUUUGGCCAGACCGUUAUUCAAAUUGGCGCAAGUGUUGGAACGUCAUUGAUUAAUAGUGUUAUUGGAAAUAUGGAUUUUGAAAAAGGAAAUGAAACUGCAAGGCACCACGUUGCUCAGAAGUUCCAAAAGUCUUUGUAUUUAGUGACAGGGAUGAUGGGUGUUUUGACUAUUGCGAUGCUAUUUGUUUCCAACCAGAAAAAUUUCAUUAAUAACGGUGAGAAGGCAUCACAGGAAGAGGAGAGUGUUGCCAUUGAUAAUGUAUCAUUAGACCUAGAAUCUUCUAUCAAAAAGGCGGAGAUGGUGUGA
Molecule: messenger RNA, 1644 nt
Organism: Saccharomycopsis crataegensis
Lineage: Eukaryota; Fungi; Ascomycota; Saccharomycetes; Ascoideales; Saccharomycopsidaceae
Exons: 1
Coding region: 1-1644 (547 amino acids)
Biological process (GO): transmembrane transport
Cellular component (GO): membrane
Molecular function (GO): transmembrane transporter activity
Source: RefSeq, a predicted model, not a curated record